AUGUUAUACUCAACUACACUCGAGUCGCUGGGUGAGGACAGCCCGAAGGCUGGAUUCACUCACAAGCUGCCCCCAAGUCCACCAGCAGACGGAUCUCAGCCUCCCUGUAUAAUCGACGACGUUGUACAGAACUUGGUGCGGGAUGCGCCAGAUGAGCCCCUCGUUGGCUAUCCAAAGAGUGCGCAUGGUGUUAGCGACUAUGAAUAUUAUACCCCGCGUGACCUGCACAGGUUCGCCAACGGCGCUGUCAAGCGCUUGGGGUUAGCGGGUCUUCCAGAGUUCUCUCACCCCAUGGAGAACCGUGUUAUCUCUAUCCUCGGCCCCUCAAAUCUCGACUACAUCGUGUCCCUCUUCGCAUUGUCUCGAAUGGGAUACAGCAUUCUGCUACUUUCCACCCGCCUCAGCACCGAGGCAUAUUCCAACCUACUGGCUCUAACCAAAUGUACUCACAUCGUAUACGCACAGUCCAACAAAACGGCGGUCGAAAAAGUGGUGGAGCAGGCACCUGUGUCCACGUUUUUAAUCCCGGGAUUUUCAGACUACUCCAAGGAGCCAUCGAGUGUACCCUCACAGGCAUAUCAGACACCACAAGCUUCCCAAAAAUGGGCUUUUAUUGUCCAUUCUUCCGGUUCCACUGGUCUUCCCAAGCCGAUCUUCCAAACCCAUGGGGCUUGCAUCUCCAACUACAGUACGAGCAAGGGCUAUCGAGCCCUACUCACUCUGCCACUCUUCCACAACCAUGGUCUAUCUACUUUCUUCCGCUCACUCUUCAAAAGGAAACGAAUCGCAAUUUACAACGCCAACCUGCCGCUGACUGGGAAGAAUGUGUUGGAAACGAUGAAAGUCGCUGCCCCAGAGAGCUUUCACGGCGUGCCGUACGUCUUAAAGCUCCUGAGUGAAACGGACGAGGGGGUCAAUGAACUGGCAAAAUGUGAACAAGUACUCUUCGGAGGCAGCAGCUGCCCUGAUGCUCUUGGUGAUCUGCUAGUAAAUGCCGGCGUCCGGCUGAUCAGCCACUACGGAGCCACUGAGCUAGGACAAUUGAUGACAUCCGCACGACCCCCAGAAGACAAGGCUUGGAAUUACGUUCGGCCACUGGCAAAUGUGAAGCCUUUCCUGCAAUUCAAGCUUAUUGAAGACGGCUCCUACGAGUGUAUCGUUCUCGAUGGACUGCGAUCCAAAGUCGCUUCCAACUCUGACGACCCUCCAAACUCUUUCCACACCCGCGACACUUUUCUCAAGCACCCCUCUAUCCCUGAUGCCUGGAAGUACCUAGGCCGCAUUGACGAUCGGGUCACUUUGGUGAAUGGAGAGAAGGUUCUUCCUGUCCCGAUCGAACAUCGUAUCCGACAAAGCAUUUUCGUCAAGGAUAACCUCGUGUUCGGUGUGUCAAAGCCACUUCCUGGGUUGAUUGUGGUGCCUAGCGUCGAGUCUGAGGGACUCUCAUCCGAGGAAAUCCUGGAUCGAGUCUGGCCCGAUAUUGAGGCAGCCAACGAAAAUGCCGAAGCGUUCAGUCAAAUAUCACGCAAUAUGGUCAUCAUUCUGGAUCACUCUUGCUCAUACCCAAUGACUGAUAAGGGAACCAUGAUCCGGAACAAGUGUUAUAUGGAGUUCGACGAUCUCAUUCAAGCUGCGUAUGCGCGAUUCGAAAAUGGCGGUGGCAAUGACGGGCCCCGUCGUGUUUUACAGUUGCCGGAAUUGACAAGCUUUGUGCUGGAUAAGUUCCGCAAGGAUCUUGGCUUCUCCGAUAUCUCAAUUGACACCGAUCUGUUCGAGGCCGGCGUCGACAGCUUACAAGCAAUCAAGGCGCGUGGUAUUUUCCAGUCACAGAUUGACAUCGGUGGUGCCUCUCUCGCGCACAAUGUUGUCUUUGACUGCGGCACCAUUGAAAAGCUGGCCAAGCAUCUGAAUGCGCUACGCACCGGAGAAGACUGCGUUGAUGAGAGCGAGUUGGAAGCAAUGUCACAAAUGGUCACUCGAUAUUCAACCUUUCUCAAUCGGCCAUCUAGCGAUCAAGUGGUGAUCCUCACGGGUACUACCGGGUCAUUAGGUGUAUACAUCCUCUCUCAACUAUUACACAAUCCUUCAGUGAAAAAGGUUUUCUGUCUUGUGCGCGCAACCUCCGAGCACAACGCGCUAGAUCGCGUGCUUUCGAAUUGCCGCAUUCCCUUCGACCCUCGGGAAAGAGACCUAGGUCUUCCAUCCACCAUCCUCGACGAACUGCGUAAUUCGUUGACACAUGUUAUUCAUUCAGCCUGGGCCGUAAACUUCACGUUGGGCGUUCGCAGUUUUGAGCAACAACAUAUCAGGGGCAUUCGGAACCUGAUCAACCUUUGUCUAUCGAGUCGCCGAUCUUCACCCGCUGAAUUUUACUUCUGCUCUUCGAUCUCUGCGGCUGCCGCGACACCUCUUCCGGCCAAGAUCGCGGAAGGUCCCAUCCCUGAACUUGCACAUGCCCAGAAUAUGGGUUACGCUCGGUCGAAGCUUGUGGCUGAGCGGAUUGUUCAUGCCGCCGCGCUGACUACUGGAAUGGUAGCGAAGAUUCUCCGAAUUGGACAGAUCGUUGGAGACACUGCCACUGGAUAUUGGAACCCAACUGAGGCGAUCCCACUUAUGUUGCAGACCGCCAAGACGUUGGGGGCGUUGCCAGCGCUAGAUGAGACCCCGGCAUGGCUUCCUGUUGAUGUGGUUGCCAGAUCCAUUUUAGAGCUAAGUGGGAUCGUCUCCAAUGACACGGCCAAGGCUCUUGCUCACGACCCCAGCGUAGUCUACCAUGUUCAGAAUUCCAGGACUUUCCGAUGGACGGAGGAUCUCUUGCCCGCUCUACAGCAGGCGGGCUUGAAGUUUGAUAUCCUUCCCAAGAGGGAAUGGGUGCAGCGUCUGCGUGAAUCCGAACAGGAUCCGCAGAAAAACCCAACGAUCAAACUGCUGGGUUUCUUCGCCGAGAAAUAUGACAACGACGCCCCUGGUCGCUCAGGGCUAUCAUUUGCCAUGGAGAGGACGGAAAGCGCGAGUCCUUCGCUGGACAGUGGUGUAGAAUUGAUUGAUUCUGGCUUAAUCAAGAGAUUUGUGGAUGCCUGGGCACCGCGGUGGUGA
Molecule: messenger RNA, 3096 nt
Organism: Aspergillus bombycis
Lineage: Eukaryota; Fungi; Ascomycota; Eurotiomycetes; Eurotiales; Aspergillaceae
Exons: 4
Coding region: 1-3096 (1031 amino acids)
Molecular function (GO): phosphopantetheine binding
Source: RefSeq, a predicted model, not a curated record